AUGUUUGUCCGAGACGAUAACCCAAAUGUCAUUUCCAACUCCGACAGCACGCCUGAACCCCCAACAUGUGGCGAGGCUUUGUCUGACUUUCCGAAGACGCACUGUGAUUUCGGCUCUCCUGUCAAAAACCAGAUUAUCAUUGCGAACAUCGAUAUCUGUGGUGACCUGACUGGUGCUAGUUCGCACGAAUUGAUAGGAGUGUCCUGA
Penicillium pulvis is the source of this 207-nucleotide messenger RNA. RefSeq lists its product as uncharacterized. The transcript has a single exon. The coding region runs from base 1 to 207 and encodes 68 amino acids. Lineage: Eukaryota; Fungi; Ascomycota; Eurotiomycetes; Eurotiales; Aspergillaceae. The record is from RefSeq and is a predicted model, not a curated record.